AUGGGAAUUCGAAGCGGCGCUCAGGACGCUAGCGUAGAGCCCGAGCUUUCAAUGCCUUUUGCGCCGUUUGCGCCGUUUCUGCGGACUAUAGGCGCUUAUCGAGAAGAUCAAGAUCCUCAGUCACGGUUCAGCCACCACAUGAACGAUCGAUUGACAAUUCCACUCGUUGACUCUGGUGGAAGAUCUUGA
Penicillium taxi is the source of this 189-nucleotide messenger RNA. RefSeq lists its product as uncharacterized. Lineage: Eukaryota; Fungi; Ascomycota; Eurotiomycetes; Eurotiales; Aspergillaceae. The record is from RefSeq and is a predicted model, not a curated record. Bases 1 to 189 code for a protein of 62 amino acids. The transcript has 2 exons.